AUGGAGAUAAAAAGUUUAAUCUUCUAUUUUUACGCACUCAUAUUAGCAAUCAUAUAUACAAAAUGUGUACAUACUAUACUAAUAUCAACAGCAUCAAACAAUGAUGGCGCAGCAAAAGAAGAACAAGUAAAGGUUGUCACAAUUGUGAAUAACACCAUGAAAUCAAAAAUAGAGUAUAGUAACAAUUAUCGAGAGUUAAUAUAUUUACUAAGAGACAUUUUAGCUACCCCCCAAAAGCCAUUUAAAGAAACAACAAUUACAAAGAGAUUCAGACCAUUAAAUAUAAAAUUAUUAUCACACAAUGCAUUUUAUAAAAGUGCUAGCAACGAAAUAGUUAACUUUUUUAAUUUGCUAAAAGCAAACUAUAAUCAUUUAUUUAAUAAUCAUAUUUCAUCAGAUAAAUUAGAUGAAUAUAAUGACAACUUUGAUGAGGCGCGUAAAUAUUUUAAUAGUUUAUUUAAUGCAAAUAAAAAUAAAGAAUAUGACGUUGAGAAAUAUUUUCUCAGUUACUAUAAACUAAAAAAAUAUAUCAAUUUAUCAGUAUCUAUAAAUUUUAGAUUCUCUACUGGAUUUAUUAUUUUGAUAGCUCAAAUCGAUCAAGCUAAUAAUAAGUUUAAUUUAAAAUUUACAGAUUAUUUAACAAGAUCUGAUAUAAAGGUAUUAGAAGAUUCUCAAACUGGAUUAAAAGAUAAUGAUCUCAUUAUUGAAAAUUUAAUUAGUACAAUGAAAGGCCUUAGAGUUUAUAUAAAUACUGGAGUAUUUGAUUCCCCUAAACGUCAUUUAGAACAAUUAUGUUCAAAAUAUGAUUAUGAUAUUCCAUCAAAAAAUUGGCUUUCCUACUUCCAUCCACACAAUGAAACAUUAUGUCGUGUUCAAGUAGUUGGAAAUGGUGAUUGUUUUUUUUCUACAUUAAAACAUUUAUUAUUUCAAAGUGGAAUUGAUACUACAAAUUAUUCACCUCCUAAAAAUGUAAAAGAAAGUAACUUUAUUCCUUGGUAUUUAAACACAAUAAGAAAACACCCUGACAAAACACCCUUUAACGUAAUCGAUCUUAGAUAUAUAACAACAUAUUAUACUAUUAAAUAUUUUCCGGGAUAUAAUAAAGACAGUGAUUUAGACUCAAAAUCUUUAAAAAGUAUGCUCGAAAUGCUAACCAAUUUGGAAUAUUCAAACUAUAAUUUAAAAAAAAAAUCAUUAAUUACCAAGGUGCAAUCUAAAUUUUCAAUUUCAAAACUUUUGGGUCUUGAGUCAGGGUUGGCGAAAAAAAUAAAAUCCAUUUUUAUAAAAAAAAAAGAUAAAAAAGCACGUAAAACUAAUAAAAAAUCUAUUCAAAAAAAGUCACAAAAUGCAGAUCCAAAAUAUAAAAAAAAUAAAUCUCAAGGAGUCAUACAAGCACCAAACGAAUCAGAAUCAAAUAAACCACCUGCUUUAUCUAAACGUGAUGUGUAUACUAAAGAUAAUAAAAGGUAUGAUGAAUAUAGUGAUGACGAAGAUGAAGAAGAUGAAGAAGAUGAACAGGAUGAACAAAAUCAACAGAAUGAAGAGGAAGUAUAUAACUAUGACGAGAUUUUGGAAGAUCUUCAUGGGUUCGAUAACAGAAUGUUUGAAUUAAUUUUUUUCAAAUUAAUAUCACUAAAAGAAAAUAAUAUAACUGAUUUUGGAAUUCGUAAUAUUCCAUCAAAUUUAAUUCCAACCUUAAAAGGAAAAGUUUAUAAAUCCAAAGUUUUAGCUUCACAUUUAUACGCUAAAACUCCAAAAAGAGGUGAUGUUUUUCCAUUUUUUAAUUUUCAUGAUGUAACGAAGCAAUUACAUCACCCAUUUAAUAAGUACAGUUACCAUAACAAGGAUAUAUAUGCUGUUAUUCUACAUACAACUUUUCAUAAAGUAAUAACAAGAAAAAGAGAUAAAAAAAAAACAUAUAGUAUGUUAUUUGCUGUACCUGGGGAUGAUUUAUCUUACUCUUCAAUACUUAAUAAUGAUUAUCAUUUUGCACCCCAUUCAAUAAUUGUUGAAACAAAAACUAUGCAACAAAAAGCAGCUGCAUUAUUUUUCGGAAGAACAAGACCUGGACAUUCACAUUGGGGUGAUGAAACUGAUUAUAAUGCUUUUCAAAAAAUGUUUAAUAUUGGAUUAAUCACAUUUAUGCACGACUCAACUAAAUUAUUUUUUCCUAAAAUGAAUUUUAAUGAAUAUCCUAAAUAUUUUUUAAUCUAUUUUUUUUCGGAAUUGCAUUUUGAGCCUGGAGUUCAUGUCUCUUAUGACCAAGGUACCCCAAUAUAUAAUUUAUCUUAUGAUCGAAAUAACAUUCCCAAUUCCAUACUAACCAUAUCAUAA
This is a messenger RNA of Plasmodium vinckei vinckei, 2334 nucleotides long. RefSeq names its product conserved Plasmodium protein, unknown function. The coding region runs from base 1 to 2334 and encodes 777 amino acids. The record is from RefSeq and is a predicted model, not a curated record. NCBI's taxonomy places the organism in Eukaryota, Apicomplexa, Aconoidasida, Haemosporida, Plasmodiidae. The transcript has a single exon.